This is a messenger RNA of Limanda limanda (common dab), 1545 nucleotides long. RefSeq lists its product as uncharacterized. The record is from RefSeq and is a predicted model, not a curated record. The transcript is spliced from 7 exons. Bases 31 to 1080 code for a protein of 349 amino acids. Lineage: Eukaryota; Metazoa; Chordata; Actinopteri; Pleuronectiformes; Pleuronectidae.
GAUUGCUUUGCACUGUGCUUCUCCCUCCUGAUGGUGGUGUCACCUCUAACUGAUGCACAAUCCGGGGCAACCACUCCAGGUCCAAUAACGGGCUGUGCAGGUCCACCAGUGCUGUGCUGCCUUGGUAAAAACAACACCUGUGUCAGGGGGUGUUUCUGUGACGAUUUCUGCUUAGUAAACAAUGAUUGUUGUGCAGACUACAACACCACCUGCAAAUCUUCGGCCACUACACCCCCGAGCAGAUUCAGCACAUCAACAAGCACCACUACGUCUACGACAGCCAAUAGCAUCACAACUUUCAGAACCAUAGUCUCUUCAACAGCAGCUGCUCCCACGACAACAAGCAGCAGUAGAACAUCUGCACUUCUGAAUGUGAGCAGCACCUCAGCUUCCAAAGAGUCUGCUGCCACAGCAACCAGCCAAACCAGCAACACCACCACACCCACACCAGCAGAUAACAGCACCACUUUAUCAGCCUCUGUGACGACAUCUUCAGCCUUCUCACCCGAUACAACAUCUACACCCGCACAUGUGAGCAACACCUCAGCAUCUACUGCACACAACACAACCAGCAGCACCACCACCCUGACGCCUGCACCCACUCUCUCCAAUACAACAAACAGUAGCUUAUCUGCACCAGUAGAUGGCAGCACGUCCUCAUCUACAACCUCUGCUUCUACGACACACUACACAACAAACAGCAGCACGUCUACACCUCACAUAUACAGUCUAUGGUCUACACAGACAAACGUCACCACAGCGGCAUCGAGCAGUACAUCUACACCUGCAAAUGGACUCACACCUUCAGGAUCCACCGCCUCUACAGCAACAGCAGGAACAACACUGUCAGAGACCAGUGCUCCUCUGGGAACUAGUAGUGUCACAUCUUCACCAGUAGAGAGAAGCACAUCUGACAUUUCCAACAUUGACACAGAUUCCCAGAAGACCAGCAGCUCAAAUAAAGUGACGGUUCGCCUAAGAGCUUCUGUUUUAUCACAUAGUGAAGGAAACGAAGAUGUGAUUUCAGAAGCUUUAUCGAAAGCAACUUCUGACCCAGAUCUUUCUGCAGAUGAAAUGUGAGGACUGCACCGUGGCCAUCAAAUCCAUCAAACCCACCUAACACAGCAUAUGCCUGUAUAUACUUUCCACAUAUUUAUUCAGCACCAUCUGCACUACAUGACGUCAGGAAAGGCUGAGCAGCCGAAACCAAAGUAAAGCGGUGCUGUUCAACUGAAGAGGGUAUUUUAUGUGGUAUUUAAAGGACGGGAGUAAGUAAAAGGAUAAUUAUACUGCCAGUGGUGGUUAUGGCCCAUUUAAACCACAGAGGUCAGUGAAAAUAUUUUGUAAAAAAUAAGUCAAACAAUGUGGGGAAGGUUCAAGUCAAAAGGUCAUCUCCUGAGAAGAUGCAGAGUAAAACAACCUGAGGGACAAGUUAAGAAAAUCUCAUUCGCAGAACUGUUUCACUGUGGUGGAAGGAAAAAAAAUCAAUCAAUCUAUUGAUUAUAUUCUUGACUGAUUAUUUUGGUUAAUAAAAUGUCACAAAAU